Molecule: messenger RNA, 2940 nt
Organism: Haemorhous mexicanus (house finch)
Lineage: Eukaryota; Metazoa; Chordata; Aves; Passeriformes; Fringillidae
Gene: GPR75
Product: G protein-coupled receptor 75
Exons: 1
Coding region: 242-1783 (513 amino acids)
Biological process (GO): G protein-coupled receptor signaling pathway
Cellular component (GO): membrane
Molecular function (GO): C-C chemokine receptor activity
Source: RefSeq, a predicted model, not a curated record
CGGCGGUGCGGGGAGGCUGCGGCUCUGCCCCCGCCGCCCGCCCCGGCUCGGCCCCGCCGCGGCGGAGGGAGCGGAACGGAGCGGGGAGGGGCCGGGCCGGGCGCCAUGGCGGGGCGGGAGCGCUGAGGCGGCGAUGAGGGGGCGGUGAAGCGGCAAGGUGGGAGCCCCACGGCGGCGAUGAGCGGGCUUUGAAGGGGCCGGGCGGCGAUGAGCGGGCUGUGAAGGAAGGGGCCGGGCGGCGAUGAACGGGUCGGGGCGGCUGCCGGCCGGGCCCGCGGAGCAGCUGGGCGCGAACGGCAGCGGCCCCGCGGAGCUGCGGGAGGGCACCCACGCCGCCACGCUGGCCGCCUGCGCCUCCCUGCUGGCCCUCGUCUUCUGCCUCGGCUCCUACGGCAACCUCAUCGUGCUGCUCUCCUUCUUCGACCCGGCCCUCCGGAAAUUCCGCACCGACUUCGACUUCAUGAUCCUCAACCUCUCCUUCUGCGACCUCUUCAUCUGCGGCGUGGCCGCCCCUAUGUUCGCCUUCGUCCUGUUCUUCGGCCCGGCUCGUGGCGUGCCCGGCACCUUUUGCUUCACCUUCCACCUCACCAGCUCCGGCUUCAUCAUCAUGUCGCUCAAGACGGUGGCGGUGAUCGCGCUGCACCGGCUGCGCAUGGUGCUGGGCAAGCACCCGCACCGCGCCGCCUCCGCGCCCUGCUCGCUGCUGCUCACGCUGCUGCUCUGGGCCGCCAGCUUCACCCUGGCCACGCUGGCCACGCUGCGCACCCGCGGCUCCCGCCUCUGCCUGCCCAUGGCCAGCCUGCCCCGCGGGCAGGGCAAGCUCAUCCUCUACCUCUAUGUCACCGACUUCAUCUGCUGCGUGGUCGUCGUGUCCGUGUCCUACGCGAUGAUCGCGCAGGCUCUGCGCAGGAACGCGCGGGCCAGGAGGUGCCCUCCUCCCGCCGUGGCCGUGGGCACCGCCAGGGCUCAGCCCUUCGCGGGGCCCGGGGCCGUGCCCGCUCUGUACAGGACCCAGAGCUGCAGCAAGCCGCCCCACGGCCACGCCAAGCUCGCCGGCCGGCUCCCGCUGGCCUCGGCCGUCAACCUGGCCACGGCCAAAGACUCCAAGGCGGUGGUGACGUGCGUGGUCAUCGUGCUCUCCGUCCUGGUGUGCUGCCUGCCCCUGGCCAUCUCCUUGGUGCAGGACAUGCUGUCCGGCAGUGGUGGCUUUGUGCUCUACCAGUUCGAGCUCUGCGGGUUUACCCUCAUUUUUUUCAAGUCGGGAUUAAAUCCCUUUAUAUAUUCCCGCAACAGCGCGGGGCUGCGGAGACGCAUGCUCUGGUGCCUGCAGUACGUGGCCCUGGUCUUUUUCUGCUGCAAGCACAAGACGAGGCUUCGAGCCAUGGGCAAAGGCAGCCUGGAGGUCAACAGGAACAAAUCGUCCCACCACGAGACCAACUCGGCCUACAUGUUGUCUCCGAAGCCCCAGAAGAAGGGUUUGGAGCAGGCGUGCGGUGCCAGCCACUCCAAGGACAGCGUGCUGAGCCCCAAGGCGUCCGCGGGGCAGCAGCAGCACUACGGGCAGAGCAGCUCCACGCCGAUGAACACGCGGAUCGAGCCCUACUACAGCGUGUACAACAGCAGCCCCUCGGCGGAGGCGAGCACCCCGCACAGCCUGCAGCCCGCGGCCUCCGCCUUCGCCUUCGCCAAGCCCUGCGGCGCCGCGCUCCAUCCCUCGGGCAGCGCGGCGGGGCGGGACUGCGGCGCCGCUCCCGCCAGACACAUCCCGCUGCCCUCCGUGUAGCCUCGGCACGACCCAGCCCUUCCAGAGAGCCUCCCGCUCCGCUUUGGGGAGGAAUUGCUCCAAACUCCGUGAUGCUGCUGCCGAAGAAUAGAACCACCGUUCCUGUUUGCGUUGGAAGCGAACGCGGGGCUGUCGCCUCCUUGACGCGCUCUGGAGUUGCCGUGGAGAGCCAGCAAGGGGGAUAUUUUAGAUUUGGAAUUGUUGUACCAGGGUGGUUUUGUUACUAAGUAAAAACCUAGAUGCCAUGAUUGUGUGGCUCAUUAAGUCAUUAGGCCGGGUUGGACAGGGCUCAAAGUAACCUGGGGCAGGGGAAGGUAUCCCUGCCUGUGGCAUGGGAUGGAACUGGAUCAUCUUUAAGGUCCCUUCCAGCCCAAACCAUCCUAUGAUAAUACCAAGUUUUAUAAAUACCUUGUAUUUUCAGGAAGGAAGAACUGGGGAGAUGCUUGGUAGUAUUUGAGUUUAAACUCUUCCCGUUGCAGGAGGUUGGAAGAACCAAUGUUUUUCAGUGUUAACAAAAGUCCUUUAUCUUCACAAGGUGAAACCCUGCUUCUGUUGAGAUAAAUGGCAAAACUUCCAUGAACUCAGCUGAAGUUCAGGAUUUCAGUAUUGGCUUCUUCAAGUGGGACAGGGCUUUGUUUGGUCAGUGUUCUGUUUCCACUGGGAGGGACAUUUGGGAAGUGUGGCACUGGGAUAAACCUCUGCAGUAGAUAUAUUAAUACCUGGUGGGCGUUGACUUUAAUGAUGGUGGCAGUCUGUAUCCCAAAGGAAUUUGGAGAAGUGUUUUACAUCUGAUAGAAAUAACCAUGCACUACCUAAUUAUUUGCAUUACUUGAUGAUAAAGAUGAAUUUUGCAAUAUUAUGUGACUGAUACACCAGGAGGAGCACAGUCACCUCUGGAAUUCCCUAACUGGUCAGCUGUCAGGCAGAGUCGUGUUGCUGCUUGCUCUUAUGCCCAUGACUUUGUAUAAAUUGGGAUUUGGCCAUUCCUGACAGUCAGAACUGACAGCUGUUAACAUUUCUAAAACCAGAAUGACAAGUUUUUGAGGUUUUGUUAAGUCUUAACAUCAGUUUGAGUUCGUCUGUCUGCUUAGAAAUUUUGUCUGUUGGUCUACACAGUGAGCAAAUAACAGGAGUUGAGUAUUUUUUUAAUAAAUUCA